AUGUCUUCGGAGAGAGUGGAAUGGGUGGAGAUAAUAGAACCGAAGACAAAGGAACAUAUGUAUGCUAACCUAACUACUGGGGAAUGUGUAUGGGAUCCACCAGAGGGUGUAAAAGUGAAAAGGACAGACUCAUCGCAGUGGUGGGAGCUAUUUGAUAUUAAUACUCAUAGAUUUUAUUACUAUAAUGCGUCAACUCAGACUACUGUCUGGCACAGGCCUACAGACUGUGACAUUAUACCACUAGCAAAGUUACAAACAUUGAAACAAAACACUGAUCCACAAAAGAGAAGGGAAACAUCUACACAAACUAAUUCAGCUGCACCACAGGUGCCAUCAACACUAGAUCCAUUUAACAGCAAUGGUAAUACUGCAUGUGUUAGCAAGUUAUCUCCAAGUAAUACGAAAAAUGUCACCAUUACACAAACAAGUCCAGUGCGAACCAGAAGAUCUCAUUAUCAUCACAGAAACAGUGGCGAGAGUCGUCGAGGACGUUUGAGCGAAGAUGGAACCACAGCUCUGUGCCGUCACACUGACUCAGGUCGUUCAUCCGACAGCAGCAUCAGUAGCGCUCAGCAAAGGCGGAAACAGGAAUUAAGUGCUGCAGCAUGCAACCCCCCUAUUUGCACCCCGCAACUGAAGAAAAGGAGCAGCGUUCAACCACCACCUACUCAUGGUGAAAGUGAGAAAUGGUCUCCGCAUUCAGGGUUGAACCGUAGCGGAAGUUUCAUUUCACCGCGGAAGGACGCUUCCGAUGACUCGAUGCACGAGAAGUAUUUCAAAUCAGUCGAGAGCACACCGUUAACCAGACGUAAGUUAAAACAGCAAUCGGCCGGUGGCUCAUCAUGUGAGUCUGCGUCGCCUCAAAGCCCUAGCAGUCCGCUACAGAAACCGCAAACAACGGCGUUUCUACAGACGUCAGCAGCUCGUCCGUCGCUGGUCUCCUCUAUAUCAUUGGCCACAGAAGCGGGUGGAGCCAGGCAUAUGCUGAGCCUCGAGAGACCGCAUCAUUUGUCUAGACACUCGCGGGAAAGAUAUUCAGACAGGCACUUAGAUAAGGAUCGCCUAGCUGAGCUAGACCGCAUUGAGCGUUACCCCGAAAAGCAGGCUGUCUACAGCGUGGAUAAGCCGUUCCGUCAGACCAGUCUCGACCUUCGCCAUAACGCGUCCAACUGGCACCAGCCACGAGAGUUCACAAGGCGGCAACAAGCUGAACCAGAGCGGUACACAUCUAGCAAGACAUCUGCAUCAUCAGGUAGCAGUAAGCACAGAACGCCACCUCAUGAACCCCAUCACAACUUUAUGAGGUUGUCAUCUGCCAAUGAGUCAGAUAAUGUAGCUGCUGUAAACUAUAAGUUGAAGUGCGUCAAUUUGGAACCGGCCCUAACUGAGCCAAAUGUCCAAAAACACAAUCAGAGAUUGGAGAGAACAACAACGAGAGAUAGAACUAAAUCGCGGCGUCAUAAGCGACCCGUUGAACCGGAAGAUGGCCAAGAGGGCGAGGAAGAAGAAGAGGAGGGCGGUGGAUCACCACUUUACUGCAAUUGGGAUCUACGAGGGAUGCAGCAUCUGUUGCCACUGCAGGACUAUAUUAUUCAGCAGGCCAAGCUCUCCAGUCGUAGUCGCUACACCGGUCAUUCUGACUCCGAGAACGAAUCCGGUUCUUCCCAUUCCCGUUCCGGAUCUGAGUCCCGGUCUUUAUCCGGUCACGAACCGGAUAACGAAUCAUCGGACGGUGGUGCCAGGACGCCAGACGACGAUGACGGCUCGGGCGUGUAUCUUCCUCAUACGUACACGCAUACGCAGAGGCCCUUAGAUGUCGAAUAUAUGAACCACGGUGUAUCUUAUUAUAAUACGUUUGUUGGCUUCGAAAGGGACCGGCAGCCCUCUCCGGGAAUACAUAGGACGUCAUCAGUCGGUGGCGGUAGUAUUGGUGCUACUGCUACUGCGGUGACAGAUGGCGCUGAGGGUCCAGCGUUGUACAGUCCCGUGAGAUCACACCCUCCUAGGCCGCAUGCGCACCCACCACACUUACCACAUAUGCCACCACCAGAACAGGAUAUCGAGAUCUUUGCUAAGGAUAAUCUUAACUUUAGCAAAGGAAUCUUUAGGAGGAAGGCCUCAGUGCGUGACAUGCUCUCUUGGACCUCCUCAUCGAUAAGUGCACCAAUGGUCGGCGCCGACUGGGACAAGGGGCACAAAAAGGCGGCGAUAGACCUGUUUCGUCUGGUACAAAUAUACAUGGGUGACCGCAAAGCGCGUCCCGGCAUGACGCUUAACUCGGUAGCUCAAGAUAUUUUGCACGCCACCUUCACUAAUGAGAAGCUCCGUGACGAGUUAUACGUACAGUUGUGUAGACAAACUACGGAGAAUCCACUAAGGGAUUCACUGCUACGCGGGUGGGAGCUCUUGGCGGUAUGCCUGGCGUUCGUACCACCCUCUCCCGCUUUUCAACCGGCACUCACCAACUACGUGAACAGGCAUCGGGAUCCAGCCUUUGCCGAUUGUUUCCCAGAGGUUGGCAAAUGGCCUAUACAUGUUCAAGUGUCUCACUACGCGAGCGUGGCCUGCAAACGGCUUGAAAGAAUCGGUUUUGGAGGGAAGAGGCAACCGAGAAAACCCACCACAGAAGAUAUUGACCAAGCUAGAAUACAAAUCUUCCGCCAAUCAAUGUUCGGAAACACGCUACAAGAAGUGAUGGCGCUUCAAAAGGAACAGUUUCCGAACAGACAGUUGCCGUGGGUACAAGUUGCUCUCUCCCAGCAGGUUCUAGCUCUCAACGGCAAGGAAACUGAGGGCAUAUUCAGGGUUUCAGCGGACGUGGACGAAGUCAAUGCGCUGAAGGCUAAAAUUGACAAUUGGGAGUUACCAGAUGCUUCUAUGUUGACUGAUGCGCAUGCGCCAGCCAGUCUCUUGAAGCUAUGGUAUCGUGAAUUAUACGAACCGUUAAUCCCUGAUGCACUGUACGGCGCUUGCGUCGCCGCUGGGAGUGACUUUUCUGCUUGUACGAGAGCUCUUCAGCGAUUGCCGGCCUUAAAUAGAUUGGUACUAACAUAUUUAAUAAGCUUCCUGCAGCAGUUCACGGCGCCUGAAGUGGUGAGUCAAACCAAAAUGGAUUCCGCGAAUCUAGCAAUGGUGUUCGCACCGAACUGCCUCCGAUGCACAUCGCAGGAUCCGAGGGUGAUCCUGGAAAACGCGCGCAAAGAAAUGACCUUUAUGAAAACCCUAAUCACAAACCUUGAUACAUCUCACGUGCACGAUCUUCUGUGA
This is a messenger RNA of Leptosia nina, 3267 nucleotides long. NCBI's taxonomy places the organism in Eukaryota, Metazoa, Arthropoda, Insecta, Lepidoptera, Pieridae. The record is from the annotation of a GenBank genome assembly.